Messenger RNA from Striga asiatica, 1055 nucleotides. NCBI's taxonomy places the organism in Eukaryota, Viridiplantae, Streptophyta, Magnoliopsida, Lamiales, Orobanchaceae. The record is from the annotation of a GenBank genome assembly.
CAUUGCCACCCACCACCCCUAAAAUUGUGUUACUUUGAAAAUAAUAUAUAUAAAUAAAUUAUAAAAUGUAUAAAAAAUAAUUAAUGAAUUAAAAUUUGUCAAGGUUCUGUGCUGAUGGGUGAUGGCUGCGAGCCUGCGAGCACUGAACACUUGAAUUAAUCAACGCAUUUUUCAAUUUGUCUUAUUUUUUUUCUUCUUCUUCUUCCUCAACCUGCAUCCGCCGUCACCGUCACCGUCACCGUCAACGCCUUCUUCUUGAAUUCACCAACAGUGCAGAACAAUAGUAAUAAAGAAAAAGAAAACAUCUGUUUCAGUCAAGCAUCAGCAAAAUAGCAACAAUGCCGUCGGCGAUUUCUCAGAUGUCAUGUUUCUCCUCCAUAAUCAGCAACCGGCGGCUGCAGCACCGGCCCAGAUCUUCCUCUCGCCCCGACGGUUUCCGGCCUGGAAAGGUGCUUAAUGUUGUGAGUAAUGAUGGAAGUAGUCCUGAUAUAUCCAACUUGGAGAGCAAGAGUGGCCCAAGUUCCGUUAAAGAUGAAUUAAACCCACAUAAUGGAACCAAUGUAAAAUCUCAGCCUCUCACGGAAAGUUCUGUCAUUGGAGCAUCAAAUGGUCGUUCACAGGAGCAAGUCAUCAGCCAGCCGAUAAGGGCAGCUAAGAUUCACGAUUUUUGUUUUGGAAUCCCCUUUGGUGGGAUUGUGCUAAGUGGGGGACUACUUGGCUUUAUUUUCACAAGAAACCCUGUUUCUUUAAGAAUUGGUGUGCUCUACGGAGGGGCCUUACUGGCGCUUAGCACUAUUAGUUUGAAGGUCUGGAGGCAAGGAAAAUCGAGCUUACCAUUUAUACUGGGCCAAGCAGUGCUCUCUAUUGCCCUCCUCCGGAAGAAUUUCCAAGCCUAUUCAUUGACGAAAAAGCUCUUCCCAACUGGCUUUAGUAUUGCCAUCAGGAGAUAUCCACGUGGCAACAUGAGGUGCAAUUUGUGCAGUCCCCUAGUUGGGCUUUGCGUGACACAGCGUGCUGCUGCUGGGCUUAGUGGUCACAAUAAGCGUGGCCCAUGA